This is a messenger RNA of Entrophospora sp. SA101, 390 nucleotides long. The record is from the annotation of a GenBank genome assembly. Lineage: Eukaryota; Fungi; Glomeromycota; Glomeromycetes; Entrophosporales; Entrophosporaceae.
AUGCAAGCAAAAACAAUAACAUCAAUACCAGGGCUUUAUAUAAUAGAAAAUUUUAUUACAGAAAAUGAAGAAAUACAAUUAAUUAAUCAAAUUGAUUCGAUGCAUUGGUCAGGAAAUGGAAUACCAAAAAUUAUGAAAGAUUUAGGUCCAUUACCAGAUUUUCUAGAUUUUAUAAUUAAAAAAAUGAUUAAUCAAGAAAUUGAUCAAGAACCUCCAAAUAUGUGUAUAAUAAAUGAAUAUGAAGCUGGCCAAGGAAUAAUGCCUCAUAUAGAUACUGCAACUAUUUUUGGUCCCGUGGUAUUAAGCCUUUCAUUACUAUCUUCUUGCUUAAUGAAAUUCACCCAUUCAGAAGAUUCUUCAAAUCAACACUCUAUAUUGCUAAGUAAAUAA